Lycium barbarum (goji berry) is the source of this 1002-nucleotide messenger RNA. RefSeq names its product paired amphipathic helix protein Sin3-like 2. The transcript is spliced from 9 exons. The record is from RefSeq and is a predicted model, not a curated record. The coding region runs from base 1 to 1002 and encodes 333 amino acids. Gene Ontology annotation, cellular component: chromatin; histone deacetylase complex. Gene Ontology annotation, biological process: negative regulation of transcription by RNA polymerase II. NCBI's taxonomy places the organism in Eukaryota, Viridiplantae, Streptophyta, Magnoliopsida, Solanales, Solanaceae. Gene Ontology annotation, molecular function: transcription corepressor activity.
AUGGAGAAGUAUCACAUGUUUCUUGAGGUUAUGACAGACUUUAAGAAUCAAAGAAUUGAUGCUGGUGGUGUCAUAGCAAGAGUGAAAGACUUGUUUAAAGGGUAUCCUAAUUUGAUCCUUGGAUUCAACACUUUCUUGCCCAAUGGCAAUAAAAUAACCUUCAAUGAUGAUGAUGAUGAUCCUCUGACGAAAUCAAUUGAGUUUGAACAAUCUGUCAGUUUAGUGAAAAAAAUAAAGAAACGUUUCAGAAAUGCUGACCAUGUGUAUAAAUCCUUCAUAAACAUUUUAGGCAUGUUUAGGAAGGAGAAUAAGGACAUCAAAGAGGUGUACGAUGAGAUUGUUGUACUUCUCAAUGGCCAUUCAGAUUUGCUAGAUGAGUUGAGUAAAUUCUUUCCAGAUUCAGCUACUGUCAAUCCGUUUCCGCUAAAGUGCUUCCCUCUGGGUAGCACUAUUGGUCCUCAUGCAGAAAUAGACCGUAACAUGCACCAUCACACCGAUGAAAAAAAAUCUGUUCAUAUGGUUAAAGAAUUUGGAGGUCCUCAUGAAGAUAUGUAUAACACUUUUUGUGAAAAGGUAAAGGAAAGACUACGAAGUCCAGGUGAUUAUCGGUCAUUCUUAAAAUGUCUUCAUAUUUACAACAAAGGAAAAAUUACAAGGAAGGAGUUACAAAGUUUGGUUGCUAAUAUACUUGGACAAUAUCCUGAUCUUAUGGAGGGCUUCAAUGACUUUAUAGAUCGUUAUGAACGAGUUGAUGAGAGUAAGGAAGUACGGAAUGAGAAGAAGUGUAAAACUGAGGCUCCAACAAAAGAAGCUAUCAGCUUUCUGAAGAAAGUAAAGGAACAUUUCCAAAACGAUGAUCAUGCUUACCAAUCCUUCCUAGACAUCAUAAAGACGUACAAGGAGCCCAGAAGCAUCUAUGAAGUCUACCGUGAGGUUGCCAAACUUCUCAAUGACCAUCCAGAUUUGCUUUCCGAGUUCACUAAAUUCUUGCCAGAUUCUUAA